AUGCAAGGUGCAAAGUGCAUGUCAUUCAUGUAUCAUAUGUAUGGAAGUUCCAUGGGAAGCUUGAUAAUCUACAUGAAGACAAACAGCAAUGAAACAGUGGAAUGGAUUAAAACAGGCCAUCACCACAAUCAAUGGCUCGAAGCUGUUAUAUUCCUCAAUUCUUCCGCUCUCUACCAGGUAAUCUAUCUGACUGAUAAAUUGAGAAAGCGGGCUAUAACCUAAUUUCAAUUAGUCUCUGUCUGUGCUGGCUUGAUGCAGAAUCUGUUAACCAAGUAAAGUAAAAUAAAAGAAGAUAUUGUACACUGCCUACAUGGAAGAUAGCAAAAGAAUCAAACUACUACCUUUACUUGCUUUUAGAUAGAGAUUUUAAGCCAACAGUCAUCUUUGCGCAAGCAAGAGUACAUGACAGGAUAUACGAGACUAAGAGAACACUGUAAAUUAACUUUCUAUUAUUUAUACAUCAGGAACUCUAACACCUUGCAACAAAACCGUCAGAAAAACGAUUAAAAAUUAACCAAGAUUAUCCAGUCUUCGAAUUCCUAGAUUGAUGGGUGCGAUGUUUAUUGAUACAAUAGUAUCCCAUUGUUAUAAGCAUAGUUCUUGGUGCUGCAAUGAAUUUAAAUGACUGUAAAGUGCAACGCUUGACGUCACCUAUGCAGGUUUUUGUAAAAGGAUUCUGAUAACAAGGAUAUCACUGCUGAUUUAGCAACAAAUUACGCAAUUGCUUUAACGCAAUCAGAAAUAAGUACGGUUUAGCAGUUACUCCCACAAUGAGGUGCUGGGGUCAGUAUACUGUUGCAUUGUUCUUUUUCCGUAAGCUCUUUUUAGCCUAGUUUAGACUAGUUACCGACAAGCGUACCAGAAUAUGUCCACUAACUAACUUUCAGGGUUUAAUCUUUAUAGAUUGUAAUGGAGGGAGUACGGGGCGUUUCCAGUACAAGUGAUGUAGCCAUAGAUAACAUCGCAUUCAGAAAUGGAUCCUGUCAACGACUUGGUAUGUACGAGUAUAUUUACCACUGCAUUUUUGAAAUAGCCCAAUAUGCUGACACUUAAACAAGGAUCAAACUCAUAAAACUUAUUGCAAUCGACAUUUGUAACCUGUUUUCCUUUGUUUCAAGUUACCAAGUCGUUUUACGCCUUCAUAAAGGAAGAUGCUAAAGACUUCAAAUUGGACAGAAUUCCAGUUCACAGUGGAUGGUUCUAUCAGUUUACAGUGCAUGCUCUUCAAACAAGAAACAUUUCUACCGACGUGAUGUACUUUGUGUACCCAGCAAACACUGUCCAUUGUGCAAGAAGCGUCACCCAAGAGCUUUCAUUAGACGAUCUCAAUUGCUUCCCUCGAGACUUCUUCUUUUCUUCAAGGACGUACCAGCCACAUUACAAAAAGGUGUUGCUUCUGAACCGAGGAGAAAAAUUACCUUACGGGAUUGCCUUGGAGGAAUACCAAAACUGCUGUGGUCAAACAAAUGUUGAUUACUUCUUUGCAAAUGUGUCCUUAGACCGUAAGUUAAUAACUGAACUUACACUAAGUUGUCUGUAAACUUAGCUAUUAAAUUCAUCUUUUCCUAAUAUUAUACGGCGGUUAGUUUUCUUUUAAUUGUGACCUUAAUACCACCCCCGGCUGGUAACGAGAUAUCCAGUUAUACGGCUUAUAAUAAUUAAUAAUAAUAAUUAAUAUAAUAAUUAAUAAUAAUAAUAAUAAUAAUAAAUAAUAAUAAGGAUUUAUCAAGUAAUUAUAAACCCUGAAGCUUUGGUCAGUUGUUCAGAAACUGGUGUAUCGAUUCUUUUUUUUUUUUUUCAGCUACAGAACAAAAUGCAUGCCCACCUGGCUGGCUUAAUUUGGGCGAGUCAUGUUUUAGAGUGCAUGUAAAAUCUUACGAAAAAUGGAAAGACGCCAGGUUUGAGUGCCACAACCGUGGAGGAAGACUUGCUGUUCUUGGAAAUGCCGUCAAACUGCACGCACUUUCACGAUUCAUCGAUGACUAUACGGGGGCCCCAGUAGACUUUUUCGUCGGGGCUUUUUCUACCAAUCGCUGGAUUACUGUCCGAAAAGAACUGUUUCCAGUUCAGUCGUUACUAUGGGGACCCUCUGAACCUUCAGGUGAUGGUUGGUGCACCGACCUGAUUUUUGCGGAAAAGUGGAAUUCUAAGUGGAAAGGAAAAGGCUGGAGAGUUAACGACGAAGCCUGCUUGUCAAAAAGAGGAUUUGUCUGCCAGAAGCCAAAGAACACCUCAGGUACUGAUAACAUUAAAAACGGCCAGACAAAUUUAGUAUAUAUGCGACUGAUUUAAACAGAAUUUUUAAUUGAUAUUAAAUCACUAGAGGAGGGAUUAUAAAAAGGUUGGAAAAUAAAUUAGUACUUAAUAAAACGAACCUAGCAAAAUUCGCAGCCUUUUGAGUGGAAAAUGGCCAAAAGGCAGGUGUUUUGCGCCCGAAAAGCCCGGAAAUCACACUAACGAAGGGAAAGGAAACUUAGAAAGAGGGAGGAGAAAGAAAGGAAGAGAAAAGAAAAAAAGCAAUGGUUGCACUCUUAGUUUUCAUAUUGGCUAUUUUGGAGAUGUUUUUAAACAGAAAAAUGUACGUAACUGAAAGGUCUGUUUGGCGUUAACGUUUACAAAAAUCCAGCUGGACAUAUAGUCUGUAAAAUAUCUUUUUCUGUCCGCAAGGAUCAUAGAAUUACUUGUAGGUUGACUUUGGCAAAAGGCUCUCUCAGUAUAAACGAUCACAUUGGUGAUUGAUUUCAUAGGAUCAACGUGCGAUUCCGGUUGGUUCGAGGUGGCUGAUUCAUGUUUUCGAGUGUUUGCGGGGACUUCCUUUGCUAAAGAAUGGGGCAAGGCUCGUGCGUCCUGCUUACAGCAAGGAAGUGACCUAGCCGUCGUCGAUUCUGAAAUUAAAAGAAAAAUCAUUGGAGAUCAUCUCACUAACAUAGCCAACAGGUACCCAGGUGAUAACAUCGACGCAUUUCUCGGCAUUCGCAAAUUUCGCACAUGGAAUUGGUUAGACGGCAACAGUGUUUCAGCUAGCAUUUGGCAUGCUGGGUAUCCCGAUGUUUCGAAGAGUGGGCAGUGUGGCUUGCUAGAAAAAAGGUCACUACAAUGGAAGCUCGCUCAUGGGUCUUGUGGAUAUCGACGCAGUUUCAUUUGUGAAACAGAUGAACGUAAGUCCUUCGAUAUGGUAAAGUCACUUCAGGGUUUUUUUUAUUAAGUUCGUUUUAGAUCCGUAGAAGAUCACAACGCAAAUUCUGGAAACCCUCCUUCGAAGAAGAUUCCUAAAUUUUGCUUUUCCUAUUAUUCAAUAAUACUUAGGAAGAUUUUUGGUCGGUUGGCAAUCCGUCCAUUCAUCCCAGGCGAACAGCAGAGGUAAGCCCUUCCACGCCGUCGACGGUAACGUUGCGUCUUGUUUCACAGUUAAAAGGCAAAAGGUAAGUUCUUUUGCGGUAAGAAUCCAUUUCAGUUGUACCCCGCUUAUCAGAUGGAUCAUCUAGCUUUGCUCGUGGUUAAAUUAUCUUUUUUGUUAUCAAGUUCCUAGAUGUCAAGAUGUCUCCAAUAUUCUGGCCUUUCGGCUUGUCAAAAGAGUGACUGACAGAAAGUUCUUCAAAGUCUAGUCACUUCCUGUUUAAUUUAUGCUGACUCACCACAAGAAUCUCCCCAACCCUUUCACAAAAUAAAUGCUGUGGCUUAUAUAUUACCCUUGAUUUAAUUUUUAUUUCGUUGUGUUGUUGGGUAUGGUAAUAUAUGGUAUCCAGUUUGAAACGACAAAUUAAGGGGUUCGACCAAGAAUGAAAUUGAACCACAACUUGUGUGAAGUACUGUACUGUACUGUACUGUUAAAACUUUCUUUACUACAGGGUCAGCCAGUCUGGUGGACUGUAACUUUGCAGAGGCCAGGAUUCGUCAGCAAAAUCUGGAUCAUUAAUAGGCUAGGGUGCUGCUUAGCACAGAUGCCCAAACAUGUUUCUUUGAGCAACAGCGUGAAAACCGAAAAAGCUAACUGUAAAGUUUACUCCUGGAAGGAUACACGAAAAACACUGAUGAUCUGUGAACCGUUGAUUUCGGCUUCAAAUGUAACUAUUUAUGAAGAUGGUGUAGACGAUUUAAGCCUGUGUGAGGUGAUGAUAACGGCAAUCGGUGAGAAAUGUAAACGUUUUCUGUUUCAUGUACAUUGAUUUUCUAAUAGUAAUUUAUUGAUGGAUACGUGCCAUCCACCAGAUUCAAAACUAAGAAAGAAAAAUUAUUGUCAAAUACCUCCAAGUUUGACACGGUGACCGUUUUGACGCGCUGGCACCCAUGCUGUGCAUCAGAAACGAGUUCUUGGUGUUGACUUUGGAGCGCACAAGAGAAAUAAUGUUAACCCUGAUGUGAAGAAAUAAUGAUGCACAGACAAAAAUAUGCGAAUAGUCUUAUAAACAUUGGUUGUAAGAAGCACGUCUUUGCUUCGCUUAGAAUUGACAAAUAUAUUCGACCGUUAUGAAAUACACAGAAAGCGAAGACAGUCUUCACGGCGUUCUUCAAGAACUUUGGUACAAUAUUCGUUCGGGUACGAUAACCAGUCUGCGAGCUGAUAGCAGAUUUCCAAGCAAUCCAGAUGUUGUGAACAUUCUCCAACAGUUUGACGCUCCCUUCUAUUUCCAUACAGAUUACGGACAACGACUGACAGCGUAUUUGCAGGUAAAUAGUUCUUAUAUUGCUAUUUUUUCUUUAUUAUUGUUCUCAUUUAAUGUUGUAAGUAAGAAUGAGUACGGAUACAAAAUGAGUUGCAGACCUUUAACCAAGUAUUCUCUGUAAAGGAUUGGACGGAUCAUUUUUAAUGUUCUGUUUCGGUUUUUUUUCUUUCUGGGCGUAAGUACUUGGUGUUCUCCAUCACUUUCUAUACGUACACCCAAAUGUCCCUAUUACUAAAUACUGAAGUUGUUCUGUGGAAAGCAAUUCUGUUGGACAUCCCUUGUGCGUUCAGUGACAGGAAGUAAGCCGUACCUGGCAAGUCAGUCAUUUUAUUUUUUUCCUUUUUUGUCUCGCGUAAGGUUCCCGAAAGCGGCAAUUAUACCUUCUUUGUCGCAUGUGAUGACACUUGCGAGCUUUGGUUACACAAAGAGAGCGAAGAACACGUUGAAAAAAUAAAGGACGAUGAGUCAUCUGGCAAGCUACGUUUAAUGAAACUGGACUUUUGGACAGCCCACAAUCAAUGGAAUAAGUAAGACUACCUUGUUUUUCGAUGAAAUAGUUAUCUUAUUUGGGAAACUAAACCACGCUUCAUCAUAUUUUUACCUAGUUUUUCAUCUUCUCUUUAUCUACACAGACUGCAAUCCGUACAUGCAUUGUGUAACAGCUUUUAUCUAAAAGCUGGAGUAAAAAGGAGUCAAAAUUUGUUUUUCCAUUUAUCAUAAACCGUAGGACCGACCAGACUCAAAGUUUAAAUUGCUUUGCAUUAACGUAACACACAUUUUUUACUGCUGAUUUUGGGUCUGUAGGCCCAAUGAUGCUUCUUAGAUAUUCUUAAACCAUUAGCAUGUCAUGAGAAUGAACCCACGCAUAAUGUCGUUUUAUGUAUGCAAGCACGUUUUUAAUUAUUUGUUUAUUUUUGUGUUGGUCACAUUAUCAUCCAAACUCUUUAUGUGUACGUUUCUUUAGAUUUCCCUCUCAGCAAACAUCCAAAGAGAUCUGGUUGAGUAAAUGUCAAUUGUACUCUUUGGAAUUAUUAAUGAAGCAAUCUGGAGUAAGUGAUUGUGCAUCCGUAGGAAUGAAGCUACCAAAUGGGACAUAUAAAAGCCCAAUAACUGAGGAUCACUUAUUUUGGGUGCGGCCAGGUAAACAUUUUCAUGCAGUUGAUACUAGUGAACGGGGACAUCUUUAGAAAGCGGAAAUUGUCCGUGUAUGAGCAUGUUUGCCCACGGAUGGUUUCUUUUAAGCGUUGGUCUCUAACUUAAACUGUUUUGUUUUUACCUUUUGAUUUGCUUGUUUGACGGAAACUUGCUCAUUCGAGUGCGGUUUGAACGAUCUCUUUCUCCUACUCAAGUAAGCUGUCAAAACAGGUUAUGGCCGUCAAAAUAGAUCAUGACCAGUUGUAAGUGAAGAGAAGUGAAUGGGAAGUGAAUCCGCACUAUAUGUUACUUGCGGUUCACGAGUGAGAAGGGAGUAAGCAACUCUAGUAAUCCAUGACGAUUCCAAACGGUGAUCGGAUAAAGAGUUGUCUGCAAUUCUAGACUAAUAUAUUUUGAAAACAUCGAUACUCCUUCUGGCAGUUUACGAAGGAUUAGCAAUCUGUUUUAUUUUUAUACGAUUUGCAUUCACACAGGUGUUGGAUACAUAGACUUUCAAAUAACGUCUAUUCCUAAAAAAGUCACUCUCAAGGCUGGUCAAAAACUUCUUAUUCAAGGUAUUUUUAAGUUUACUGAAGGGAAAUUACUCGUAUGUGAAGGUUAUAAGUGGUGCAUGUUAGUUGUGGAAAACCAUUUUGGCGAAAGGUUAAGUUGGACAGCACAGCUACUAUAGAGUGUUCUCACUCACGUGACCAGCAUCUAUGAAAAUUUAUCGGAACAAAAUAAGGUGUUUACAUAAGAAAAGAGUUUAACUACCAGAGGACUGGUAUGGAACACCAAUAUGGCCACCUUGACGUCAUCUGAAAACGCUCUAUAGCUCUAAAUGCUAUAAAUUAAUAAAGUAUCUGAUCAACUGACGUUUUGUUGUGAAAAGGUCUGGAUAAUACGUGUUCUUGUAUUGAUUAACCUGUUCACACUUUCGAGUCAUUUUCUCUUCUUUAACCAUAUAGCCAAUUACAAAUAUUGCUGCCGUGGAUUGUACUGUCCCGGAUGCCCAAUUCGCUUAUAUGUGAGCUUUGGUGAGCAAAGGAUUUUGGUUCAUAAUGAAUUACCAAUGGAUUGUCAAGAGCGCCAUUUCAACACUAGUCUCGACACCUUUCAACAGGAAGGAACAUACCAAAUUAACGUAAGCAGUUUACUUUGUAGUUAAAUGAUAAGGUUUAACCUAGCAUUCGCCUUAAUCGCUGUGUAUCGUCGUGUGUUAGGUAUCUUAUGGCCUGGUCGAUACUUCGUCGUAUACAACCGAGGUUUCAAGGGAAAUUAAGGAAGUUUAUAUCUCAGGUAUGACAAUCCUGUCUGGAUGUUAAAAAAUAAUUCUUGUUUGUCUCAAGUGUUUUUUAUCCGGUACAAGUUUCCACUUUUAUUCUUUCCAUUAGCUAUCCUAGUUGAAGGUUGUAGCUUCAUAUCUGACCUUUGUUCUUGGAACAGUAAAAAUAAUGGCUGGACACUUUCAUCGUCUGACAAAGGUUUGUAUUGUUGACUCUGUAAUAUCCAUGUACAUAAACCUUUGGUAUCCACCUCAAUACAAUGUAAUGGCAUCUGAAUGCAGCCCCAACAAUCGACGGUGGCUGAUGGACGAAUAGGUGAGCACUCAACUAUCUAUGAUUUUACUUUGGAAUCUGUAGAGUAAAUUAUUAUUAUGCACGGUGUAAACAAUUUAAAAAUAUUUUCUAUGCAUAUCAAGUCAAAUGGUACCAUUUUGCGAAUACUACUUUGAGCAGUUUAGUUGGUGACUGCGAAAGAAAAGACUAAUUUUGACGCUACAGAGUUCUUCCCUUACACUGCUACGCAAUGAUAGGAAGAGCCGACAGCUAACGCUUGGCUGCCAGAGGCCUUGUCGCAAGCCUGGUUACAGAAAAUGUUUAUUUUUUUCAUGGGGACUCUUUGAACUUUAUAAUAAGGACAUUGGGAAUUAAUUGAUGUGCUAUUUUUCUAUGUUUAUUCAGGAAUUCUGGCCCGUUUGGACGGCAAAGUUGCUGUUCUAGAGAGCCCGUGGAUUUCGAAAAAUGUUAUUUACGAAAAAACUGGAUUAUGCCUGUCCUUCUCUUAUCUUCUUUCGGGUUAUUCUGGAUCAUCAAUACAUUUUGUACUGCUGACAUCAUCAAAUGUCUCUUUGUGGCUUCUCCAUGGUUACCAGGGCCAAACCUGGCUGGGAGGCCAAGUGUCAUUCAUAGCACGUGAUGAUUUUAAGGUAUUGUGUCUGGUGGCAUAAUCAAGCUUUUCGUGCCCUCGUACUGAGGAUUGAUUCAUUAAAUGAUUUCUUUUUUUGUAGGUUCUUGUUGUUGCUAUCGGAAAACAGCCGUCUGGGAUUAAUCCCGUGGCAAUUAAAAACAUUAGUAUUGAUACAAAACAGUGUGAAAGACUACCACUUCAUAGUUUACCAGGUAAGUACUCUUUCUUAAUAGUCUUCACUUUGUCCAUAACUGUGAUUGUUAACACCAUCUUGGUACGUUCAGCUGUCCGGCGACGUAAAAUCUGCACUAAUAUGAAAACAUGAGUGAUUAAAAUAAACAAAAUAAUAGUAGUGGUAGAAUUGUUACCCCGAGGAGCUGCACAAACUUUGCUGACUGUCCUCAUUUUUUUUCAGGAUUCGUGUGCAAGAGCAAUAGUGGUUUUCAGUGCGACAAUGGUCAAUGCGUAAGCAAAGAUCUAGUAUGCGAUGGAGAUAUUGCUUGCAUGGACAGCUCUGACGAGAAGGACUGUAAAUGCCUCACAAGUGAUUUUGUUUGUCCCGCUGGGGAAUGUCUUGAUGUAGAGAACCUAUGUGACUCGAGAAAGGACUGUAAGGACGGAACAGACGAGGCAAGAUGCGGUAAGCAACAGAUUCAAAAAAGUUCAUUUAUUUCCUGGAAUAUUUGUUACUUUAGGGUCUCAUUAAUAUAUAGGGCAAAGCUGCUCGGAAGAUGCUUUUUCUUGCGCUGGAGGUGGUUGCGUACCAUGGUCUUUCACGUGCGAUGGAGAAAAGAACUGCGAAGACGAAACGGAUGAGCCAUCUAUAUGUGGUAAUGUUGCAUUUGUUACAUGUAUUUUUUUAAUGGUUCUUUUUGCUGCACAUUAAAGUAAACAGCGAUUUGUCUUUAAGCUUAGUAUAAUUUGGUUAGUAAACGUUUAACCGGCGAUACAUAAACUUGGUGUAGUAGACACGUCUGAAUCUAGCGUUCAAGGUAUUUUCACAGAGUGUGAGCGGUAAACUUUUCGAUAGACAUUAUUUUAGCAAAUAAAGGUCGUUCUUUAUAUAUUUAUGACUAUGCACAGAUUAGUGCGUAGGUAAAUGUCUUGACUGAUCUCAGAAUGAAAGCUACUGCCAAUAUCCUGAGUUUUUUUCUACAUCGGGACAGAAUCCGGAUAGAAUAUAGCUGUUGCCACCAAAUUUGUAGAUGGCAAUACCUACUAGCGGGUACCGGUAUAUUUCCCUUGCUAAAAUGUGAUUCUAAAUACUAAAGUGGUCAGUCCCAGAAUGUCAAAUGAAAUAGAAACGACAGUUUCCUUAAAAAAUGAGCCACAACUUUGAAUUUGGAGCAAGACAUGUUUCGUUCGAUCUACGAUCAUCAGUUGCAGGUAAUAUAGUUACUGGGAUUUGAAAUACGAAUAUACGGUGAUGCAUCAUGCAAUUGCAUGCAUGUACGUGACGUUAACACCGACGUGAUUACAAUAUAAAAUUUACGUUUUUAAUAAGCGUUAGAUAACAACAACAACAACGAGCUUCAUUUGCAUGACCAUACAAGCACAUACAGUAUUGCAAAAGCUAUUUUUAGGAAUCAAAAUUACAACACAGGGCAAUUACGUUGCUUUGAUAAUAAUUUGUCACGAACAUCAAAACAAGCUGAAAUAUAUUUAAUUUAUGAAUUUUAUAUUGAUAAAGUACUUAGAAGAGUUCAUCAGUUCAUUGGUCCAACCGUUUAUAGGUAACUGGAUAAUAUUUGUAAUCAGUGUCUUGACUUUAUAGUAAAAUUUAUUCCUAAUCAUAGAGUAUGUAGGACAUUGAAAAAGAAAGUGAACUUUGUCUUCUAUUGCAUUGCAUCCACAAAAAGGGCAUUGCCUAUUAUCCUUCGUAUUUUGAUUAUAUCUGCCUACUUCUACCAUUAGUUUGCGAUUGCUUAUUCGUAGUUUUACUAAAGCCCUUCUCCCAGCUGUUCCUAACAAAUGUUACACAAGCAAGGGAACGGUAGAAAAAAAAAACCAAAUAAAUUAAAUAUCAAAAUCUGUUUAAAUGUUUAAUACGCAGCAAUAAUAAAUGAAUGAAUAAUAAAAUAAACAAUAAAUAAAUAUAUUAAAGUUUAAUAAAAGUUGUAGUAAUAAACGACACUAUGUAAUAAUCAAAUAAUGAAUGCAUUGGACCGUGGUUUUGUUUCUUCAGGGUCUUCGCACUGUCCGUUGCUUAAUCUGAGCUGUGAUUGGUUUAACUAUAUGGAGUGUGUUGAAAACAAAGGUAUGGAAGUAUGGAUCUUGCUCUAUAUUUGUUGAAAAAUGAAGACGACCUUUUACCUGUAACAGCGAAACAGUCGCUUAAAAUUAAAUUAUUAUAAAGGGCAAGUGCAAAAACAUUGGUUUCCAUACUGGGAAAUGGACCCAAUUACUUCUCUAAAAUUCUUUUUGUUCAUAACGUGAACAAUGUAUGUCUACCAAUAAGCAGCAGGUAAACUGAUGAAGUCUGAGUAAUCCAGGUACCCUAUCGAGGCGUGAUUAUUAUACAAAUAAACACUACUUUUCUAUGAUUUAUCAUUUCUUGCCGACAACAGAAAUGAAAUUGCUUUCUACUUACGAAGUCUUUCUUGUGCAUUGUGUUAGUUAAAUGCGAUUUUGAGGAUGGGCUGUGCGGGAUGGAACAGGGUCAUUGGCGCAUUGGAUCUGGCUCAACACGCACGAAGAACACUGGCCCGGAUUAUGAUCACACCACACUUGGACCUGACGGUUGGUUUGAGUGAUACUAAGUCUCAAGUAUUUCAGUUUUCUUUUCGUAUUCCCUUUUUGAAAAGGUGCCACCAAGUGCUACAAACCAUCUCAUGAACAACAAGCUGCACUAAGUUUAUAUUUAAAAAGAAUUAAAAUAGUUACAACAAUAGUAGAAACAAUGCAAUAAAGAAAAUGCUAAGAGAAACGAAUAGGGCUGAUACAUCAACGAAUGGGCUGGUAGGCAUCAACUGAACUUGACAGCUGUUCCAGACUAAACGUUCUUAUUAUGACAACGUGUAAGAGACCAAAAGCUUUGAUAAGAUUUCUGAUGCACUUUGUUUGACUCUAAGUCUUUUGUUCUUUCUAAGUUUAUUUAUGUAUUUACUUCUGCCAUUCCUUUGUUUGUAUUUAUUUACUUAAUAUCUAUCAAGGAAAAUACCUAUUUCUGGAGGCAUCGGAGCAGAAGGCAGUUGAGGGAGCCAUUCUGGCCAGCAGUACAAUUGGUCCUGGUAAAUCUAUUUGUGUGCAGUUUUGGUAUCACAUGAAAGGAAAAGAUAUCGGGAGCUUGAAAGUCAACAUCCAAACUAAUGAAACAAAAACGCUAGUUUGGAACACGACUGGUGAACAAGGUGACAAAUGGAACUUUGGACAAGUUGGAUACAAAGGUGACACGAAAAGCUAUAAGGUAAGAGUGUCCUUACAUGCAACAAGUAACUUAAUAACUCUUCUAAAUCUUAUUUUCCGUAGUAAUGUUCUUAAUUUUAUUACUGAGAUUAGACAAUCGGAAAACUAGAGGGCCAGAUAGAGGUUGUUGUUGUUGUUGUGGUUGCAGUUGUGAAUUGAUAAGUAUAUUAAGAAAGUUCUCCUCUUCUAUCACAUGGAGGGCUAUUUGAAGAAAAUGAAGGCACCAGCUAGUUCAGUCACAAAUUAAAUGAUUCUCUUUCUUGUGACUAUUUUUAUCUUAUCUAGAAAAAAAUUCUUUAUUCAAUGUUUAGGACUGUGCCAGGACUAACGUCACGUGAUCUUACUUACUGUUAAGAAUAAAAGAAUGCCUAAUCGAGAACAGACCUCGUUUUUGUACGAUAUGACACUGAUAAACGUGUUCGUUGCUCUGAGAUAUGGCACUCCUUAAACACUCUUUUGAUUCCUCUUUCCAGGUCAUCUUAGAGGGGGUUGUUGGUAGUGGAAUUUACGGAGACAUUGCUAUUGAUGAUCUAUCCUUACUUGGCCAAAAACAAUGUGACACCAUAACAGGAAAUGGUUUGUUUACCAUUUUAUUGAAAAUGCUGCUUUGUAAGUCUCAGUUUACACUUGUUCAUUGCCCAUAAUACACAGAAUUUGUUUUCCCCAACCCACCACCCAAAAAUGAACAAACAUUGUUUCCAAUGUCUCCUCGGCAGUACAAUUGUCCCGAAAGUAACUGAGAAUCAGUGCACGAUUUGGGGGGAGCAAACAAAGUGCAAGGCUUUAAAAAGAUCCUGGUAAGAUUUAAACUACCUAUGUUCAAAAGACACCUGGUAAACGAAUAUGUUUCAGUUUAUUCCAUGGCAUUUGCUGACGUCAUCAGGUGAAAAUUAUUGAAAACGAUUUUUCAAAUCUGUCAAAUGACCAUCACCAAAGUAAACGUUACCUGUUCAUUUUCAACUACUUUAUUUAACAGAACUUCCCGGAUGUCUGUUUGAGGUGAAUCAGUGCGCUUGGGAGUCAAGUGACAACUGGCGGAUGAGUAAACUUUCGCCUUUGAAAUCUUUGGAAAAGGAUUGGCAAAACACCCUGGGUACGUAUAGAGUUUCUUUACUUUUUUAACAAACCCAGUGAAGCAUUUCUCUUUAAAUUGUUUUAAUGUGAUAUUCUGCAGGGGGAUUUACAUAUUUGCAAGGUUGUUCCAACACGAACAAAGGAUUAGGGUGCUACGGGACUUUGAAAAGUCGACGAAUUUUGCCUGAAGCAGGUUGGAAUUGUUUGCAGUUUUGGUAUCAUCCGGGAACCGCCGGAGUCAAUUCUCUUCAGGUGUCUUUAAUAAUCAAUAAAACCAAAGCCUUUUUGUGGAGCUCAGACUCUUAUCAAGGAAAAGGUGGACACUGGAUGUAUGUUCGCUUGUCACUCGACUCUGGCGCAAGGCCAUACCAGGUCAGUGAAUACUAACGGAUUAUGAAACCACUAAAAGCUAUUGGAACAUGAACAGCUUAGUUGCAAGUUUUAACAUCUCUGAACCUCAAGUUGGGUUGAUACUCCCUAACCCUAUCUUAACUGAGGAAACGGAAGAUUUCCUACCUGAUUUUAACAGCUUCUGACUCACAAAUAGGAAUUGACUGAUUCCUGUUUACUUCCAGUUCUAAGAAAGGCCUUGCUACAACUUUAUAAAUCAGCAGUGUUAACAAAUCUCACCUACUGUCACACACUGUUUGGCAUUUUUGUAAAGCGGUCGAUACAAGCAAAUUGGAGAGGGUCCAGGGACGUGCUCUGCGUGCCGUUUUCAACAAUACUGCGGUAGCGUAUGAGAAACUCCUAAAAUGGGCAGAUAUACCGAGUCUGGAAAAUAGGCGUUUCCAGGAUUUAAUCUCAAUGUACAAAGUUAAGUAUAACCUCGUUCCUAAGUCCAUUAGUGAUAUACUUUUUAACUAUAACAAGAAAUACAACCAAGGUAAUGUGGACUUCCCUAUCCCCAGAUAUAGCACUGUCUCUUAUGGAAGACAUAAUAAGGUAUAUUGGACCCUCUCUUUGGGGUAAGAUGAGAAAAGACCCUCGCUGUAAACCUAACCUACAAUCUUUUAAGAGUGCGAUUCGCACCAUGGACAUUACUUAAAUGUUCUUGAUUGUAGCUCUUAUUUCCAGGCUUGCCUUUCAUGAAAGCUUUAACUCAUUGUUAUUAAUGACAUAAGUACGUAGUUCCUAGGUUGUUAUAGUUUUACUAUAAAUUAUCAAUUUUAGCUAUGUAUAAAUUUUUAAUUUUAAAAUAUUUAUAUUUAAUGUCCCUAAUGAGCUUCAUUAGCUAAAUACUCUUGACAAGUAAAUAAAGUUCAUCAUCAUCAUCAUCAUCAUCAUCAUCAUCAUCAUCUUCAUCCGAUGGUUUCUUACGCGUUAGUUCAUUGACAAGUACCAGGUCAUAGUUUGAAUAGACUCAAAAAAGAGGCUAAACAUACUAUAAAUGAUGGAGUGACGUAACUGUCCAUUUUAUAAAGGUUUUUUUUUUAUGUUCUUCCAAGUUAAUCGUUUAUUGAUGGGCAAGCGCUCUAGGCUUAUUUGCAAGUUACAAGCUUCGCUGCUAAUAUUAACAAACAAAUAUUGAUAAACAGGCGGGCAAGUGCAUAUAGUUGUGUUGCGGUAAAAGGGACUAGCCAGCUUCUAUGUCACUCUUUAACGCUGCUUUCUGCGUUACCAAGAACACUCAGUAUCAUGACAUGUCUAAAUUCUUUAUCCUUUCAUUUUUUGGAUGUAACUAGGUUCUUCUUGAAGGGCAGACGUCCUUGAGGUGGGCAUUCCUUGCCGUGGAUGACAUAGCUUUUCAAACCGAAAGAUGUGAAGCAAUUCCCUGGCAAGGCAAGUGUUAGAGGGCGGUAACGCUAUCGCCCCGAAUUGCAUGAUGGGAAUAAAAACGGUGGACACGUUUCCUACUGGCAUAAGAGUCAGUUUAAGUGUUCUGUCACUGGCCUAGAAUUGAUGAAAAAAAUUCAUAUUUGUGUACUGGGAAUUUAAUAAACCUAUUAAAGCGAAAUGUGUUUUGUUUUUACUGAACAGCGAUGAUCUUAUUUCACGUGCUGUCACUGUCCAGCUAUUGUGCGGGCCAUCGUUUCAUAACACUAAGCAACUUUGUAAGAAGGACAAAACUUCAUCUUAAUGAAUUUCAGAGCGGCUGAUUUUUUCAGUGCUGGAAUGCAUUUUGAUCUGAAUCUGUGAUUAUCUUCCAAAGAACAUUGUUUUGUUACAAUGUAAUUUUCAUUCCUAAAAGUACAUCUUGUCGAUUACUAAUUAAAAUUAAAAGCUCUUUUUGUUCAAACUUUCUUAAACAUCACCUUAGGAAUGCCCUUUUUGAUAAUAAUUAUAUUUUCCUUUAUCUCUUAUCUAUUUAGAG
Molecule: messenger RNA, 14781 nt
Organism: Porites lobata
Lineage: Eukaryota; Metazoa; Cnidaria; Anthozoa; Scleractinia; Poritidae
Source: the annotation of a GenBank genome assembly